This is a messenger RNA of Eruca vesicaria subsp. sativa (arugula), 2346 nucleotides long. The record is from the annotation of a GenBank genome assembly. NCBI's taxonomy places the organism in Eukaryota, Viridiplantae, Streptophyta, Magnoliopsida, Brassicales, Brassicaceae.
AUGCCCAUCCUUGAUUCAAAAUCCCACACUCUCACGAGCCGGUGUCAAACCAAAUGUGGAAACAUAAAUAUCCCGUACCCCUUUGGAAUCCAAGAAGGUUGCUAUCUCAACGAGUGGUACAAAAUCAAAUGCAAAAACGCUACUUCUCUGUUCCUUUUCAAGAUUGGCAUGGAAGUUGUGGAUAUCUCUUUGCCAAGCCCAGGAAAUGAAAAACAUAUUACCCAUUCUUACCAGUUAUUCGGGACAAUUCGUGCCAAAAGCCGGAUAGCAUCAGUUGGAUGUUCCAAAGAUGGAAAAGAGUCUGGAUCGACUUUGAAUCUGACGGGCAGCCCUUUCUUCGUUGAGAGAGCAAACAGCCUGGUAGCGGUUGGUUGCAACAGCGAGGCGUGGUUGACUAACAUCGAGCCGAGAAUGGUGGGAUGCGUGCUGAAUUGCACUGCAGGCAAAGUUACGUUACCUAGAAAAAGCAAAAGCGUCCCUUUUUUGGACAAAACCGGGUGUUCUAAGGACGGGUUAACUUAUACUACUAACACACAAAAUUGUUCAAAUAGCAAAGGUGAAGGUGAAAGAAGCUGUGAUAGUAACGGAUGCUGCAGUGCUAAUCUGUCGCCUGAUGAAGCUUACCAGGUAGUCGGUGUCGGAAUAGAGAGCUUCGAUCAUCGAAACUCGACAAGCGGAGGAGAAUGCAGAGUCGCUUUCUUAACAGAUGAAGACUACACGUUUUGGAAUGUAAUCGAACCACAAAGAAUUUUCGCUCGAGGGUAUGCUACAGUUACGAUAGCAUGGGUCAUUCAAACGGAUAAUAUUUCCUUUAUCAACUCGUUAAGCUGCAAAAACGAUAAUGGGUACGAUUAUUUUUUGUCUAGUAUGGGACGACAUAGACACCCUACAAGUUGCUUAUGCGAAAAUAUCACCAUUUAUGGGACCAGCUAUGCAAACUGUCAAUGCAGCCCAGGCUAUGCAGGCAAUCCAUACCUCUUUAAGGAUUGCAAAGAUAUUAAUGAGUGUCUAGCAACUGAUUAUCAUGGAAGAGGCAGGGCUUGUAGAGAAAGCGAGACUUGCGUGAAUCUGGCUGGAGAUUUCAAAUGCAUCCUCAAUAAGACUAUAAUAUCAUUUAUAGGAUUAGGUGCAGGUUUUAGUAUUUUAGUCCUAGUUGGUGGUAUCUGGUUGCUGGCAAGGUAUCUUAAGAAGAGAAAGGUGACUCGGAGGAAAAAGAUGUUCUUCAAACGUAAUGGAGGACUAUUGUUGCAACAACAACUCAAUACAAGAGAAGGUAACGUAGAGAAGACAAGAAUAUUUAGCUCGACGGAACUUGAAAAAGCCACUGAAAACUUCAGCGAAAGCAGAAUACUUGGACAAGGUGGUCAAGGCACUGUGUACAAAGGAAUGCUGGUAGAUGGUCAAAUGGUGGCUGUCAAAAAAUCCAAAGUUGUGGAUGAAGACAAACUAGAGGAGUUCAUCAACGAAGUUGUCAUACUCUCCCAAGUCAACCAUAGACAUGUCGUCAAACUCUUGGGAUGUUGUCUGGAGACCGAAGUUCCUGUUCUGGUUUACGAGUUUAUCCCCAACGGUAACCUUUUCCAGCACAUCCAUGAAGAAUAUGAUGACUACACAAUGAUAUGGGGCGUGCGUUUGCGCAUAGCAGUUGAUAUCGCAGGAGCUAUUUCGUAUCUACACUCUUCUGCGUGUUCUCCCGUUUAUCACAGAGAUGUCAAAUCAACAAACAUAAUGCUAGACGAGAAGUAUCGAGCCAAGGUAUCUGACUUCGGUACUUCAAGAUCAGUAACGGUAGAUCAUACUCACUGGACAACAGUCAUUUCAGGCACCGUCGGAUACGUGGAUCCAGAGUACUAUGGUUCCAGCCAGUAUACCGAUAAGAGUGAUGUUUAUAGCUUUGGUGUCAUCCUCGUCGAGCUAAUAACAGGUGAGAAGCCUGUAUUAACUCUUCCGGGGUCUCAAGAAAUAAGAGGCUUAGCGGAUCAUUUCAGAGCUGCCAUGAAAGAGAACAAAUUCUUUGAUAUUAUGGAUGGUCGAAUAAGAGAUGCAUGCAAACCAGAACAAGUAAUGGCAGUGGCAAAUCUAGCAAGGAGAUGUUUGAAUUCCAAGGGAAAGAAGCGGCCAUAUAUGACGGAAGUGUUUGCCGAGUUAGAGAGGAUAUCUUCAUCUCCAGAGAAUGCAUUGGUAAAUCUUGAAAAUGAGGACGGUGAUGAUGCAAAGGAAGAAGGAAUGAAUAUGAUAGAGAUUGCUGAUUCAUGUACCGUUGGUGUUACCGCUCCAGUCUUAAGUACUGUAGCUUCACCUUCAUCGGCAGGUGUUGAACCAUUGUUUCCUCGUACCACAUGGUGA